This is a messenger RNA of Paramecium tetraurelia, 978 nucleotides long. RefSeq lists its product as uncharacterized. Gene Ontology annotation, cellular component: nucleus; cytoplasm. The transcript has 3 exons. The record is from RefSeq and is a predicted model, not a curated record. Gene Ontology annotation, biological process: peptidyl-serine phosphorylation; endocytosis; signal transduction. Gene Ontology annotation, molecular function: protein serine/threonine kinase activity; ATP binding. NCBI's taxonomy places the organism in Eukaryota, Ciliophora, Oligohymenophorea, Peniculida, Parameciidae.
AUGAGGAACAUAAACUCCGAAUAUUAAGUUGGAAGAAUGAUUUCAUGCGGAACAUUUGGUUAGGUGUUUGAAGGCAUGCAUAUCUAGAAAAAAACUAAAGUUGUGAUUAAAAGAGAAAUUGGAAAAAGGCAAACGCUGAAAUAGGAGAAAAAAAUUCUUAAAUCGUUAUAAGGAAUCAAGGGAGUGCCUAAAUUCCAUUUUUCAGGCCAGCUCAAUGGAGCAGACAUUAUUAUUCUUGAAAAUUUGGAAAGCGAUCUGGCCUUUCAGAGGAGAGCUCACAGCAAAUUAUCUUUAAAAACUGUUUUACAAAUUGCACUCCAAUCUGUAGGGAUUCUUAAGUAGAUUCAUGGUCGAAGAAUCAUACAUCGAGAUCUGAAACCGGAGAAUAUUAUGAUAGGUGGACAAUAUAAAGGACAGAUUUAUAUUAUUGAUUAUGGCAUCAGUAAAUUUUAUAUGAACAAGGGAUAACAAAUUCCAUUCAGAAAAGAUAAAUACUUUGUAGGCACGAUCAAAUAUGCAUCUAUAUCUUCUCAUUUAGGGCACGAGUAGUCCCCCAAAGAUGAUAUAGAAUCAUUAUUGUAUGUGUUGGUGGAAUUAUUUAAUGGAGAGUUACCAUGGGAAGCCUAUUAAAAUGCAGAGGUAACUGGUAAACUCAAAUAGUAAAUAACGGAUACUCAAUUAUUUAAAGGAUUGCCACAAUAAUUUAAUUAAAUAUAUUUGUACAUUAGAAAAUUACCUUAUCAUUAAAACCCAAAUUAUGACAACAUUUUGAAAGUUCUAGAAAGCAUAGCCACUGAUCUGGACAUCAAAAUUGAUGAGCACUUUGAGUGGAAUAAAUUCGACACACAUCUAUUGGAUACUUUUAACAUUCUUAAAUCCUAAAUUGUCUCUACCUCCCCAUGGAUUAAUGACAGCCAGGUGAAUUAUGAAUCAGAGGAGGAUGAAGAAGAAGAAACUUUAGAAUAGAAAUUAGUUUGA